AUGGGUUGGAACUUGAAACAGGCAGACGGUGUGGGUUUAUAUUUAUAAUCGGGGAAAUGGAGACAUGAAGCAUAUUCCUUCUUGCAGCAUCACGACACCGAUAAGAAAACAUGAAAGCAACUACAUUAGCUUUCUACGGUUGUGCAUUAGGACUUUUAGGACUGGGGCUUAGGGAGUUGCUACUUGGUUUCGAGGAAAACAGGUGUAGCAUGACAUAUAUGUUCGAGUAUCCCGAAUACCGGCGUGUUCAGCUGCCACGACGAGUGGCCCGCCUGUACCCAGCCUAUGGACUCUACUUGUAUGGAGAGGGCGUGUAUGCUCAGGAGACAAGGGGCCUCAAGCUCAGUGGAGCCCCAGUGCUGUUUUUGCCAGGGAAUGCAGGCAGCUACAAACAAGCUCGUUCCCUGGGCUCAGUGGCAUUGCGGAAGGCCGAGGGGCUGGAGGGUGGCAUCCACUUCAACGUGUUCACUAUCGACUUCAACGAGGAGCUGGUGGCGCUGUAUGGAGGAAGCCUGCUCAGGCAGACCCGCUUCCUGCACGAGAGCAUCAAGGCCAUCCUGCGCCUCUACAAGGAGCACCCAGACCCCCCUACUAGUGUGGUGUUGGUGGGACACUCCAUGGGCGGUGUGGUGGCCCGAGCGCUGUUCACCCUGCCCAGGUUCAACUCGAGGCUGGUCAGUCUCAUCAUCACCCAGGCCUCCCCACAUCAGGCUCCAGUGCUCCCACUAGACCCCUACUUACUGGAGUUCUACUCUGCUGUCAGACAGCGAUGGAUCACUGGAGCACAGGACCUACGGAACGUGACUGUGCUCUCUGUCGGGGGCGGUUACCGUGACUACCAGGUGCGCUCCGGCCUCGCAGCGCUGCGGUGCCCCCUGGCUGACCCCAACAAGCUGUCCCUGGUGGUCACUGCUGUACCAAGGACCUGGGUGUCUACAGAUCACCUGUCUAUAGUCUGGUGUAAGGAGCUGGUCCUGGCAACAGUUAGGGCUUUCUUUGACCUCAUUGAACCUGAGACUGGCCAGUUCACAGAUGACACAGAGAAGAGGAUCUCUGUCCUGAAUUAUCACUUCAUCAGACACCCGGUGCAGGUACUUGGAGAGAAACCAGAGCCCAUAGUCACCUUUACAGCCCCAACCGAGGCCUGGAGUGAAGUGAACACCCUCCGCCUCUUCCACAGUGCCCCUAAGGAACCACAGGAGAAGUACUUCCUGUUUGCUCUAUCCAGUCGCAGGAAAGCCUACAGCCAUUUCCACUGUCGAAGCAGCAACUUGGAGAUGACCAGCUGGCUCUAUGGGUGCACAGAAAUGAAUGGCUCUAUGUGUCUGCAGGCGGUGGAUUUGUCAUGGGGGACGGAGCUUCUCUCUCCUUACAAGGUACUGACUGUUCGAGUGAACGAGCUGUUCUCAGUCUCCCAUCUUGUUGUCGCUGCAUCCAACCCUAGUGGCAACCAGUUUGUGAUGGAGUGUGAGUGGCAGAGGGAGGAAUCUCAGACCAUCCCUGUGGCCGUGCCUCAUGUGCUGUCCUUUGGCCUGACUGUUAGUGAUGUCACCAUCAACUCCUCUGGGCUGCUCCACACCGUUCAGCUGCAGCAUUUUCACCAGGUCUACCAGGCUUUCAGAAUCACAGUUGUGAGCCAGUGUAAAGUAAGCAAAGACCGACUGCCCAGUGUUUAUAGACUGAAGGCCCCCUGGUUCAGAGAGGACUCUUUCACUACUGCAAGCAUCCCCUCUGUUACCGAGAUUUCUGGAAUGCUUCACACAAGUCGUCUCGACAACACCUCAAGUGCCCUCUUGUUGCUCCACACUGCCCCCAACUGUCAGUAUAAGGUAUCAGUGAGGACCUCUUUCCCUAAGGUGCUGGGACAGGUUCUGCGUUUCUGUGGCCCGGUGCUUCCUGUCUACAUGGCCGUGACUCUGCUUCUCUCGCUCGGGGUGCAGCUGGGCUCCAUCGGCCGGACAGGGCGGCCAGUGGGGAUGGGUGAGGCCAUGAGCCGGGCCCUGCAACCCCACGCACUGGAGCUCCCUGUCUACCUGCUACACCUGCUCCUCAGGCAGAGCUGGUUUGAGGAAGUCUGGGUGUCUCUCGGCCUCCCGGCCGUGGAUGGCCUGCCCCUCAUGGCGGUGGAGAACACCGUCCAGAAUGCCACGGUGCCCAGCGAGGACUGGCCUCGCCUCCUAGGCCCCGUCCUGGGCCUGCUGGGGGCCACUGUUGCAUUCUGGGGUAGCACAGUGAUGCGGCUUGGUCUGCGCCUGUUCUCUCUCUUCCUCGCUCCUUUGCACAGGCCCUCAGUGUCUCGAGACUGUGGUACCCUCCUCUUACGAACUCAGGUUUUCCUCAUCCUGGCUUUGGGCACCUUGGGCGGAGUAACUUGUGGGGCUUUGUCAGUCACCACAGCCUUUCUGCUCCACUUCUACCGGGUGCUCAGGUUACAGAUGACAGAGAGGUCAUUGCGCCACGUGCUGAACCUGGCUCCUCUGAAGGUAUCCCCAGAGACAGAGAACGGUUAUGGGGUCGGUGGUUGUCAGAGUCAACCUAAGGAAUGUAAUGGUUCCCCGCUACUGACACAGUCAGCGCUGCAGGAAGUCCGAGAUGACCUACAGCUGCACCUAAGUCUCUCAGCUCUGCUCACGCUACCCAUGAUGCUUUGCGCCCCGUCACUCAUACAUUGGUCCCGUAACCUCAGAUACUCCGUCCCCUUGGACCCUGACCCAUGCUGGCCCCACACUCUCCCCCUGCUCUCGGCCACUGUGCUGCUCAUCAACUGCAACACUGACACACUCCAUCACAGUAAAGUCCUCAGACUGACCUGCCGGCUAUUGUUGCCCCUGUGCAUUGCCAUGGUGACCUUCUCCUCCCUACACCUGUAUCGAGUCACUCACUUCCUGUCUGUGGCUCUGGGCUUUCUGGCUAUUUCCUGUUCCCUCUGACCGCUCUCGAUGGGGUCCCGUCACCAAACCCAUAAGCAGGUAGAACCCAUCCCAGACAGCCUUACAAUAUAAGUUACUAGUCCCAUCCUGAAGGGGGGGACAGUGACUCCACUUCAGAAGACCCAGGCCGUGCGAUCUCACCAAUGGAGUCUCAACAGGGUAUUCCUGUGUCAUUGAUUGUCGUGGUUAGCUUGAUGUGAGUUUAUGAUUGGACUCCACAACACUCCUAUUUCUUUUAACUGACCUGGUGUUUUGUCUGUCUGUGUCUGAUGUUCUUUCUGUCUGUGUCUGAUGUUUUUUUUUUUUUUUCUGUUUGUGUCUGAUGUUCUAUCUGUCUGUGUCAGAUGCUCUUGUUCAUUUGUCUAUUCUUGUCCGUCUCCACAUACAACUUAACAACAAGCCCGUUUUAAGAUGAUGUAGGGUAAAUACAUAGCUCAUUUAUUGCUGCUUAUGUUCUCACUGCAGCACGCUCGCACUAUGUACUAUAGUGUAUCCAUGUCAUUAGUGAAUUGAUCGCCAAAAAUGACCCAUAAUCAUCAUGGUCGCCACACUACAGCCAUGUAAUUUAAUGGAACUUGACUUUUUAAUGCUACUGUGUACUGACACUUAUACUGUAUAUGAGUAUAACCCGCCUGAAUGCGAGUGCAAUAUUCAGUAUUCUAAUCAUAACAAGCAAGACCGACUGGCCAAGUGGACAUUGGCAAGCAGAGAGACAUUGUGACUCCAGACAGAGUAUAUAUCCUGUCUUGGAGGGUAAUGUCACAACAUUGACCAUAAGCCAUUGGAGAAGCUCUUCUCAGAUUAGUGCCAUUGUUUGCCAGAGCAUUCAGUCAAG
Alosa sapidissima (American shad) is the source of this 3765-nucleotide messenger RNA. RefSeq names its product post-GPI attachment to proteins inositol deacylase 1 (gene pgap1). Lineage: Eukaryota; Metazoa; Chordata; Actinopteri; Clupeiformes; Clupeidae. Gene Ontology annotation, molecular function: phosphatidylinositol deacylase activity. The transcript has 26 exons. Gene Ontology annotation, biological process: GPI anchor metabolic process; endoplasmic reticulum to Golgi vesicle-mediated transport. Gene Ontology annotation, cellular component: endoplasmic reticulum. The record is from RefSeq and is a predicted model, not a curated record. The coding region runs from base 111 to 2930 and encodes 939 amino acids.